AUGUUAUCGAGGCGCAUGCUCAGCAAGGCCGAUGAGGAGGCUAUGGGCGACGAGGUUGAGGUUCGGAGGGAGGACCAGGACAAGAUCAACAGAUUCAGCCGUCUGCACUCGCACGAACUUGGUAUCGAAGAUGAACUCAAGAACAAGAACAAAGAGAAGGAGGAACUCGACGACCUUAGCACAGAGCUGGAGCUAGCUGACGAGGACGAGACCGUACCAUACAAGAUUGGCGACGCCUAUUUCCAUGUUCCGCAACCGCAAGCCCUAGAGAUGCUUGAGAAGGCUUCAUCCAAAAUAGAUCAGGAGGUCGAGGGGUUGGAAUCCAAGUUGGAGACGAUCAAGGAAGAGAUGACCCAACUCAAGGUCGAGCUGUACGCCAGAUUUGGAAAGAGCAUCAACCUUGAGACAUGA
This is a messenger RNA of Colletotrichum truncatum, 411 nucleotides long. Its product is annotated as prefoldin subunit. Gene Ontology annotation, cellular component: cytoplasm; prefoldin complex. NCBI's taxonomy places the organism in Eukaryota, Fungi, Ascomycota, Sordariomycetes, Glomerellales, Glomerellaceae. The record is from RefSeq and is a predicted model, not a curated record. Gene Ontology annotation, biological process: protein folding.